Molecule: messenger RNA, 2446 nt
Organism: Panicum virgatum (switchgrass)
Lineage: Eukaryota; Viridiplantae; Streptophyta; Magnoliopsida; Poales; Poaceae
Product: transcription initiation factor TFIID subunit 5-like
Exons: 19
Coding region: 239-2212 (657 amino acids)
Biological process (GO): transcription initiation at RNA polymerase II promoter
Cellular component (GO): transcription factor TFIID complex
Molecular function (GO): protein binding; RNA polymerase II general transcription initiation factor activity
Source: RefSeq, a predicted model, not a curated record
UCUUCUCUCUCCGUCGCGUCCGCUCGUCCGUCGUGCUGCCGUCGGCCUGCGGCGCUCGUUGCCAGGUCCGCUCGCCAAGCGCCCCGCUCGCCGCCGCGCGGCCUUACUCCCACGCCUCGCCGGCCAGCCUCUCUCCGCCCUCACGCGCCCGCGACCUGCGCGCACUCGAGAGAUCCAGGAAUCCAGCACCCCCUAAACCCUACCGGCUCAGCGCGUCCCCUUAGCGCUGGCGGCGGCAAUGGAGGACGAGGAGAUGGAGAAGAAAGUGCAGCAGUACCUGCAGCGCAAGGGGUUCCGCCUCACCGAGCUUGCGUUGCAGGAGGAGCGUAACCGCCUCACCACCUCCGUCGUCUCCGACGUCACGCUUGCCAGAUCUGACAAUGAUCCGGGAAGAUACCAUGAUGGAUAUAGUAGACUAAGAACAUGGGCAUAUAGUUCUCUUGAUCAAUACAAGCAUGAAUUACUCCGUGUCCUUUACCCAGUCUUUAUCCAUUGCUUCAUGGAUCUCGUGGCAGAGGGACAUAUGCAGGAAGCUCGGUCAUUUUUCCAUAAGUUUCGGGAAGAUCAUGAAGUAAUGCAUUCAAGGGAUCUUCAGAAGCUGGAAGGUGUCCUCUCCCCUUCACAUCUGGAGGAAAUGGAACUGGCCCGAUCUUUAAGGCAAAAUAAAUUUAAAAUUAAAUUAUGCGAGUAUUCAUAUGAAUUGCUUCUCCAGUAUCUCCAGAAAACACAAGCCCUUGUUGUGCUUGGUGUAAUCAAUGAGCACAUAACUUUUGAAGUAUCUCCUGGGCAGCCCUCGUUAAUUUCUGAUGAUGCGGACGUUGUUGCUCUGAUUGGAACAAGUAAGGACUUGGCAAAGCAGAUAAAUCAGAAGGAAGUGCAUUGGGGGUUGCUUGAAGAUUCUGUUGAAGAGCGAAUGGAGAAGGCACUAGCAGAAUCUGAUAAAGUUGAAGCUGAAAGCAAGGAUGCUGGCACAGAAGAUAACAAGAAAAGAAACGCAGAAGGUGGAAAGCAAGGUGCUUCUCUUAAGAAGAGCAAAAAGGAUAAGCUUGUAGGUGCAACUGGAAAAAACGUCAGAACUGAAACAAGCAUGGUUUCUGUGGCACCUCGUGUGAAAGCAGAGCUAACUCUGCCAACAACGCCUGUCGAAGUUGAACAAUCAAUUCUUGAGGAUCUGCGAAACCGUGCACAACUGAAUAGUGUGGCAUUGCCGUCUGUUAUCUUCUACACAUUCCUCAAUACACAUAAUGGAUUAAACUGCUCAUCGAUAUCACAAGAUGGAUCUUUGGUUGUGGGUGGGUUUUCUGAUUCGUCAGUGAAGGUUUGGGAUAUGUCAAAGAUUGGUCAACCAGCAAAAACAUCUAGUUUACAGGGGGAGAAUGGAUCUUCCCAGGGUGAACGCAUGUCAACAAUAGAUGAGGGGAAAAAAACUUAUACACUAUUCCAAGGUCAUUCUGGACCAGUUUAUUCAGCGGCCUUUAGCCCGUUUGGGGAUUUUCUCUUGUCAUCAUCUUCAGAUUCAACAAUUAGACUUUGGAGUACCAAGCUGAACGCCAAUCUUGUCUGCUACAAAGGACACAAUUAUCCAGUUUGGGAUGUCCAAUUCAGCCCAGUUGGUCAUUACUUUGCUAGUGCUUCACAUGACAGGACUGCUAGAAUCUGGUCAAUGGAUAAAAUUCAGCCUUUGCGGAUAAUGGCUGGGCAUCUUUCUGAUGUUGAUUGUGUCCAGUGGCAUGUAAACUGUAACUACAUCGCCACUGGUUCUAGCGACAAAACUGUAAGACUAUGGGAUGUUCAGUCAGGUGAAUGUAUACGGAUGUUUAUUGGUCAUAGGAGUAUGGUUUUAUCACUGGCAAUGUCACCCGAUGGACGAUACAUGGCCUCUGGAGAUGAAGAUGGGACCAUCAUGAUAUGGGAUCUAUCUACUGGUCGCUGUGUUUCACCACUACUAGGCCACAGCUCUUGUGUGUGGACACUUGCUUUCAGCUGUGAAGGGGCAUUGCUUGCAUCUGGAUCAGCCGACUGUACUGUAAAACUAUGGGAUGUCGCUUCCAGCACAAAGGCCCUGAAGACAGAGGACACCAAAGGCAGUACAGCUAACCGACUGAGGUUGCUUAAAGCUCUCCCUACAAAAUCAACUCCUGUUUAUAGCCUGCGGUUCUCUCGGCGGAACCUUCUAUUUGCAUCCGGUGCUCUCUCGCUGGACACGUCGUAAGCUGCACUGUGAAGUGGACCUGCUUGUGGAUUUUAUAUUUCCAUUGUAGAUUUGUAGAGCUUACAUUUUCAUUGGCGAUUCCCAAUGAACCCAGCAUGUAGCGUCUAACUGUGGCCCGCAACCAUCGCGGAUCCUCGUAAGCACGAUUGAUGUUGUAAAAACAUAGUAUUACAUUGUAAAAUUACCAUUUUCUAGGCUGCGGAAUGGAAAACGUGAUGAAUGCAACUUAAGGCA